This is a messenger RNA of Dentiscutata heterogama, 851 nucleotides long. NCBI's taxonomy places the organism in Eukaryota, Fungi, Glomeromycota, Glomeromycetes, Diversisporales, Gigasporaceae. The record is from the annotation of a GenBank genome assembly.
UUACAGGCUCUCAAAAUUCCGUCUACUUUUUUACUUUAUUCACUCAUUUCACCAAAUUAAAUCUAAGCAUAAUGAAGCAGAGUUCUGAUAUAGGCACAAGAGAUUCUAGGCGAGAUCGCGAUGACCGUGACUCUCGUGACAGAGAAGGAUCGAUUGAUUAUAGAAGGCAUAAUUUUCAAUUUAGACGAGAGCGCGAGGAAAGCGAUGAACGUGAAAGGCAAGGAAUAAAUAUGUUUAGAAGACAAGAUGAGAUAUAUGGAACACCAAUAAAUCGAAGUACUCAACGACGUGAAUUUGAUGAAUUUGGUCGAGCUCCAGGAGAAAGAAUUUUAUAUAAUGAUCGCAGAAAUAAUAAUGACAUAAGACGUGAAGGCAUAGGCCGUCAGUUAGGUCCUAAUAUACGUGACCAUGAAUAUGAUGACCGAAAUCCAAGCCGUAGGGGUCGAUAUCGUCCACAUGAUAAUCCUGGUCAGAGGGAUUAUUUUCCACAUCACCGCAUGUAUCAUUACAGAGAUGAUUGGGGGGAUCCUCGUACAAUACCAAGAAGCCAUGAAAGAAAAAGACCGGAACAUGAUAGGCCUAGAGAUAGAGAGCGAAAUGAUCGCGACAGAAAUGCUUCAAUAUCUCGCGAACGUCAAUUAAGUCGUAUUGGUGUAUCAUCACGAGAUUGUGCAAACCAAUAUAUUCACAACAUGAGCGGAUUUGAUUAUCAAGAAUUAGAAACACGACCAAAAUUUUCUUUUGGAUUUAAUAAUAAAGACAUAGAAAGAGAUGAAUUUCAAGGUAUAGGACCUACAUACGGUAGUAGGCGUAAUAGAAAUAGAUCAACUUCCCCUUCUCCUAGAUCUUCG